This is a messenger RNA of Phalaenopsis equestris, 2098 nucleotides long. RefSeq names its product von Willebrand factor A domain-containing protein DDB_G0292740-like. The record is from RefSeq and is a predicted model, not a curated record. The coding region runs from base 227 to 2098 and encodes 623 amino acids. The transcript is spliced from 13 exons. Lineage: Eukaryota; Viridiplantae; Streptophyta; Magnoliopsida; Asparagales; Orchidaceae.
CCAGCUCACCGCGAGAGAUUUCUGGUCUUCGCACGCACCAGAAGCCUUCAUUCUUCUCGAUGGCUGGGAAGCUGCUAACCCUAGUCUACUUCUUCCUCCGUUAGAGUUGCCCAUUCUACCGCUCGAGCACCCGAAGCCUUCCUUCUUCUCGAUCGCUUCAUCUCAAGUCUCGCAACUUGCCAAUCCCCGGACAGGCGGGUGAGCUCUGAGACAUUGCUCCGUUCAUAUGGAGGAGUUCACAAUGUCGGUCGAGGAAGGCCUGAGGUUGGCGAAGCGAGUGUGCGCCGGCAAGGGCCGGAUCCCGACCGUACCCCCGAGGCAACCCGAUGAGAUGGAUGGGUCGAGAGCUUCUCUCGUCCCGAUGGCUCCGAUGAUGUAUGCGGUGAUCGUCGAUCCGGCUAUCGUGGACAAUCCGGACAUACCGAGCUACCAGCCGCAUGUCUACGGUCGGUGUGAUCCGCCGGCGCUGAUCCCACUCCAAAUGAAGGAGAUUGCUGUGACGAUUGACUGCUAUCUUGACACGGCCUUGAUCACUGUGCGUGGGCGGUGGCGGGUUCACUGUGUCAUGGGUAGCUGCAGGUGCGAUUGCCGUCUCGUGGUUCCCCUUGGAGAGCAGGGUUCAAUUCUUGGUGCUGAGGUAAAAUUUUCCGGUAAAUCAUGUUCUACUCAGGUGGUUCAUAGAGAAGAUGAUCAGAACAAUGAGAAAAAACUGAAGAAUGAAGAUAGAUACUUCUUGAAACCUUGCUUUUUUUCACUGACGAUCCCUCAGGUUGAUGGUGGAUGUGAUAUAUCUCUUGUUGUCAGCUGGUCUCAAAAAUCACUGUACAGGGAUGGCCAUUUAUCAAUUAGAAUACCUUUUACAUUUCCCGAAAAUGUCACUCCUUUUACUGGAAUAGUUGAAAAAGAGAAGAUACUGUUAAACGUGAAUCCUGGCACUGAAAAGGAUGUCAUUAUCCAGAAAUCAACCCAUUCUUUAAAGGAAAAGGGUUGGCAUGCUGGGAGAUUCUCAUUCUGUUAUGAGGCAGAUGUAGAUAACUGGUCAACUAAAGAUUUUGAAUUUUCUUAUAGUGUUUUCACAAGUUAUAUAUAUGGAAGUAUACUUCUGAACUCUCCUUCCAUGAAUGAUAUUGAUCAAAGAAAUAUGUUCUGCCUUUACCUUUAUCCUGGGAGUAAUCAAAAGGGGAAGGUUUUCAGAAAGGAAGUUAUAUUUCUUGUUGAUAUAAGUGAAAGCAUGCAAGGAAAGCCUCUUGAGAGUGUUAAGAGUGCUUUACUUUCAAUUCUUCCAGAGCUUGCUCCAACCGAUUAUUUCAACAUAAUAGCUUUCAACGAUGAGAUGUCCCCUUUCUCCUCAUCUCUGCUGCCCGUAAAUUCAGACCUGUUAGGAAACACUACACGAUGGAUAAGCAAAAAUUUUGUCGCGUAUGGUGGGACUGAUAUUAUGCAACCCCUGAACGAGGCGUUGAGGAUGUUUGCUGAAAAUUCCAUUCAGUCUCAAGGUUUGUUAUUCAGUACAAAGAACGCAGUCCCAUAUGUUUUUCUCAUAACGGAUGGAGCAGUGGAGAAUGAACGUAUUAUCUGUCAUACUGUAAAAUCUCAUGUAGAAAAUGGAGGAUCUAUGUCCCCAAGAAUUUGCACUUUUGGCAUAGGUUCAUAUUGCAAUCAUUAUUUCUUGCAAAUGUUGUCAUCACUAAGUAGAGGUCAAUAUGGUGCUGCAUAUGAUCAAGAGUCCAUCGAGCAAGAAAUGCAAAAGUGGUUACGGAGGGCUUUGUUUCCUGUACUAACGGAUAUAACUGUUGAUGCCUUUGAUGAUCUUAAGGCUUUUGAGAUAUAUCCUUACAAACUUCCAGAUCUUUUAAUUGAAUGCCCCUUGAUAAUAUCUGGAAGAUACGAGGGUAAAUUUCCAAGCACUGUUAAAGUUAAAGGUAGAUCGGCUGACAUGAAUGAUGUUACUGUCAAUUUGAAGGUGCAAAAUUCAACGGACAUACCUAUUGAAAAGGUGUUUGCCAAACAACAUAUUGACCUACUCACAGCUCAGGCUUGGUUCUUCGAAAGCAAGCAACUUGAGCAGGAGGUUACUUUCUUACCUAAAUAUCUAUGA